Molecule: messenger RNA, 1805 nt
Organism: Chanos chanos (milkfish)
Lineage: Eukaryota; Metazoa; Chordata; Actinopteri; Gonorynchiformes; Chanidae
Gene: rarga
Product: retinoic acid receptor gamma a
Exons: 8
Coding region: 95-1600 (501 amino acids)
Biological process (GO): regulation of transcription by RNA polymerase II; cellular response to corticotropin-releasing hormone stimulus; retinoic acid receptor signaling pathway
Cellular component (GO): nucleus; transcription regulator complex
Molecular function (GO): zinc ion binding; nuclear receptor activity; nuclear glucocorticoid receptor binding
Source: RefSeq, a predicted model, not a curated record
AGCAGCAAGGGGAAAAGCAGGCUGAUUAAGUCAGGAGUUUGUUUUUGUUUUUGGUUUUUGAAUUUUGGAUUGGAGCGAGGGGGGGGUGGUUACCAUGUUCGACUGUAUGGAGGCUCUGGGGAUGGGACCUCGUCAGCUCUACGAUGUCACGAACCGCGGGGCAUGCAUGCUACGAAAGGCCAGUCCCUUCUUCCCAGGGCUGGACCCUUUCGCCUGGACGGGGACAGCCAGCAUUCAGUCGGUGGAGACACAGAGCACCAGCUCAGAGGAAAUGGUGCCCAGUUCACCUUCUCCACCUCCACCACCCCGCGUCUACAAGCCUUGUUUCGUGUGCCAGGACAAGUCUUCCGGCUACCACUAUGGAGUCAGCUCCUGUGAGGGCUGCAAGGGUUUCUUCCGCCGCAGUAUCCAAAAGAACAUGGUGUACACCUGCCACCGGGACAAGAACUGCCAGAUUAACAAGGUCACACGUAACCGCUGCCAGUACUGCCGCCUGCAGAAGUGCUUCGAGGUUGGCAUGUCCAAGGAAGCUGUCCGUAAUGAUCGCAAUAAGAAGAAAAAGGACGUGAAGGAGGAAGUGUUACCACCUGAGAGCUAUGAGCUGAGUGGAGAACUGGAGGAACUGGUGAACAAAGUCAGCAAAGCCCACAGAGAGACUUUCCCUUCAUUGUGCCAGCUUGGAAAGUACACCACCAACUCAAGCUCAGAUCACCGUGUUCAGCUGGACCUGGGCCUUUGGGAUAAGUUUAGUGAGCUUUCCACCAAGUGUAUUAUCAAGAUUGUGGAGUUUGCCAAGCGUCUUCCCGGCUUCACAUCUCUCACCAUAGCUGACCAGAUCACCCUCCUUAAAUCAGCCUGUCUGGAUAUUCUGAUGCUGCGUAUCUGCACACGUUACACACCAGAACAGGACACCAUGACCUUCUCAGAUGGGUUGACUCUGAACCGCACACAGAUGCACAACGCCGGCUUUGGCCCACUCACUGACCUGGUCUUUGCCUUUGCUGGUCAGCUGCUGCCCCUGGAGAUGGACGACACAGAGACUGGCCUCCUCAGUGCCAUCUGCCUCAUUUGUGGAGAUCGUAUGGAUCUGGAGGAGCCUCAGCGUGUGGACCGGUUGCAGGAACCUCUUCUGGAGGCAUUAAAAAUCUAUGCCCGUCGCCGCCGACCCAACAAACCCCACAUGUUCCCCCGCAUGCUCAUGAAGAUCACAGACCUGCGUGGCAUCAGCACCAAGGGAGCAGAGAGGGCCAUCACUCUGAAGAUGGAAAUACCAGGCCCUAUGCCUCCACUCAUCAGAGAGAUGCUGGAGAACCCAGAGGCAUUUGAAGACCAGGCUGAGUGCUGUGAGAGCAAAGUGGAGACUCCUCCUGCACCUCCUCCUCUACCCGUCCCUCCCAUAUCCAACAUGAAGACCGAGAGGGAGGACGAGGAGGAGAGCUGGGGCACAGAGAACGGCAGCGAGCCUUCACCAGAGGAGGAGGACGAUGAUGAGGAUGACGUGGAGGAGGAGCGGGGUACGGACAGCGACGGGGAGGCCUGGGGAAGUCAGGAGGCCAACGUGGACAUUCAGAGGAAGAGUCAUGUGGGAAGAGCCCAGUGAAAGGCUUUGUCCAAACAUGUACACACACCUCAUCUCCCUCCACCCCUCAUAUCUCCCUCAAACUCUCCUGUCCCUCAACCCACUCCCCUUUACUCCUCUCCCUGACCUUAAUCUGCCUCACGUGGAGGCAGGAGCAGAGCCUUACCUGCACAGACACCUCAAACUCAGGCCUCUCAGUCAACGCUGAAUGACAGUGUGAGACAGU